GGCUAGCUGACUUGGAUCAUCUCCUAGAUUUUUAAGAGAAGUUCCAUUGCCAAGUUUGAAUUCGCUAAACCUUCAAGGCUUUGCUGGCAGAAAAGAAGCGUUCCACUCUUGGAGCAUAAAUGGAUUCAGAAGACAUGGGCUCAGGUAAACUAGGCCAAAUAUUGAAGCAGAUUUGGAGACAAAAUCUGAUGCUAAAACAGGCCCUCCUGGGAGAUAGCCAUUGUGAAGGGGCUGGAGGGGCCACUUGGAUAGCCACAGUGGUCUUUCUGGGGCAAGAGCUCAGUGGGGCCCUUCACCAACUCUUGGAGCACACUGCAGGGACUCUGCGCUCUACCUGCCAGCAGCUGUAUGUAUUGCUUGACAAGGAGAAUCAGUGUGUCUGGAAACAAGAAAUGACUACUUUCAUAGACUGCCUCAUGAAAAUAAAUGAAUAUUUGGGGAGCACUGCUACACUUCUAAAGAAAGAAGAAAAGGAGAUGUGUAAUUUAUGCGGCAUGCAUGAUGAAUGUACCCCACUGAAGACAAUGUCCACCAUUCACGAUAUCAAAGAAGCAGACAUUGCUGCAAGAAGGGAACAGAAUGUCAUAGAAACAGCUACUGUUUCUUCCACAAAUGGAGAGCAAAGUCAUUAUACGAACCAGGUCCAGUUAAAAAAAAAUAAAGCACAUAUGAAUUCAGACUUAGUGGAAAAGGAAAACAAUACAUCAUUGAAUGAAGAUAUAACAGAGCAAGAGGAAACAGAGAACAAAAUGUUCCCAGAUAAUGUAGAAAAUGAAGAUGAUAAACAAACAGAACACAUGACUGUUGAGAACGUAAAUGGCAACAGGGAAGAGACGCAUGACAUAAUCCAGGCAACAGAAAGAGAAAUACAAGAGACCUCAGAGAACCAAAGAGAAGAGAUUACCACAUCCUCAAUAACAUGUGAUAUCUCCAGCAGAUAUCUGAAUAGUCUCCUUUCCAAUGAUUCAGAGAGUCUAAAGCAAAAGAAUAACAUAAUGGAAAAGGAGUAUUUUGAUAUACUGAGUGAUACCAGCCCCCAAGUGUCUUGUUAUAUUACAGCACCAUCAAAUGUUCUCCAGCAUCUAGAAUGCCGGAUUAUUAAUAGCAUGAGUUCUUUAGUAGUGAGUGAUAAUGAAGAGUUGGUCAGUAAUGUCAUCACUGUUGAGUGCUCAGAUGUGGAAAAGGAAAUUCCAUUUCCAAUAUGCAUUGCAAUUCCAUUUACUGCACGUUACAGGGGAAAUUACAGAGACAUCAUGGUGAAAGUGUCUGACGUAAACCUUGGAUCAAGUUACCUAACUCCAAAUUCACUGGAAGGAAUGAGAAGAAGUUACAAGGGGACCUGUGCUGAAGUCAAAGUGUACAAGUUGGGUAUCUUUUCUGUUGUGUCUUGUUUAAAGAAAGAGUCCUUCACAGUAACAAAGAAAGGCCAUACUCUUAAGCCAAGCAUGGAUUCCCGAGUGUCCUUAAAUUACCCUCCAGGAGUUUUUGGCUCAUCAGUACUGGUACAAUUAAAGGUCCAACCAGUUGACCCAUCUUUGGUGGCAUAUUUAAAAACACAGCAAGAUACUUCCUACCAGGUGAUAUCAACAAGCCCGCUGAUCCACAUGAAGCACCCUUUGGUACAUCCUUUCCAGAAGCCAGUCACUGUAUUCCUACCUUGUUCUCCACACCCUGAUAAAAAAAAUCUUGCAUCUGAGAUAGAUCAUAAAAGAAUGGCUAGUGCUACUACAAAAAGGAUCAUACCACUGUACCUCAACCGGACAAAAAGCACUUCCAUGAGGAAACCUGGGAACAAUGGCUGUGAAUCUUUGAAAUUACUGGGAUUCAGAAGUGGAGACAGUGGUUGGUUUGGGCUUGAUAAUGUUGUAGUGAGAACCAUGCAGAGUGGCUUGAUAUCAUUUGAAUUGCGCGAACAUUUAGAGAGAUUUAUUGUGCUACACCUUUCUUCCGUUGUGGAAAAUAGCCUCUUGGUUUCUUUUGUGAAAGCUCUAGAAGAAGCUAUGCUCAGCACCACUGCCUGUGUUGUACUCUGUCACCAGAAAGACAAUCCACAUAAAGUAGUCAUUCUAGUGGUUCCUUCUAAAGAUUUAAACCAGGUGCUUCGGAACUUGCGCUUGGAAUCGUUCAGUGGCCCUCCAGAGUCUUCACGCGGCUUCCAAGUCAAAGAAGGAGAACAAAUUCUUUUAAGAUUUACUGGAAAUAUAUUUGCUUCAAGCAAUGGAAAGGAUUAUGGAAAAGAUUACAAGCUUAUUUUUCAUUUACAAAGAAAACCCAGGCUGGAACUCCAAAUCAAAGAGGUGGAUGAAUUUGGAAACUAUAGCUGCCCUCAUUAUAAGGGCACCAUUGUAGUUUAUAAAGUACCUAAAGAAAAGAUAGUCCACAACUUGGAUCAAUCUCCUAUACUGGAUGAAAACCUUUGUCAGUUGCCAAUUUGCAAACUGCCAUUGAAGUUGCCAAAGCAUAAAAAAUUAAUCAGCCGUCCACAGAGUACCAAAAGAAUUUCUACAGAUCCUGUAGAAGCCCUAUGGGAUAACUUGCUGUACUGGCUGGCAGAGGAACUCUCCGAAGAAAAUGCCACCCGCCUCUCCUCCUCCCUCCCUCUUCGCCACAGCACCGUCCAGCUCAUCAAACUGAAGACCCCUGGUGACCUCACAGAACAGAUCCAUGAACUCCUUUGCUUCUGGAAAAAAUCACUCCCAAAUUCCACCGAUAAACUUCGCCUGCUGGCUCGUCAUCUCCGCAAGAUCGGCAGGAAUGAUCUUUCCGAAGAGCUCAGAUUCAAGUGGGAUAACAGGUGUUCCCUGAGCCACAGCACUGGUUUGAUACAACCUAGUAAAGCCGGGUCACUCUUUCUUUUGCCCUAGAGAGGGGGUCAUGGUAGGUUUUAAGGCUUUUUCUGCCAACAUUUUACUGGCGGUUUCCAAGUAAAGUUGUUUGAAAGGCGUCUUUUUGAUAGCCGUGCUAUGUGAGACAGGUGGAAAAGCACGAAGCAGAUCAUAAAAGGCGUUCUUGGGUUUGAGGGCUCCUCUGUGGUUCAGAGGUAUACAUUCUGCAAGAAUUAUUGUCUUGAGUUCAGCCAAAUUUAAUAGCAUUUGUGGUAGAGCUUGCUCUGUUUACAUGUUAACAGUUGAGGUCGUUUUCUAAGUGGAAAGGAAAGAUAGGCUAUACAGAACCCCCCUUUUUAUCGUUAUCUACAUAAAAGUAAACUAGUUGUGCCAGACUCCAAGCAACAAAUUCACAUUAUGCACAUGCUGUAGAGCCUGCAGCUAACAACACAAAAUAAACUGGGUUGCAGCGACCUGAUGCUGAUGAUAGCAAAUCAGUAAGAAAACAGAGAAGCUUGGAAUAAAUUAAAAAUAGAAUAACAUCCA
This is a messenger RNA of Neofelis nebulosa (Clouded leopard), 3371 nucleotides long. It is a transcript of the gene DTHD1, whose product is annotated as death domain containing 1. Gene Ontology annotation, biological process: signal transduction. Bases 120 to 2864 code for a protein of 914 amino acids. NCBI's taxonomy places the organism in Eukaryota, Metazoa, Chordata, Mammalia, Carnivora, Felidae. The record is from RefSeq and is a predicted model, not a curated record. Gene Ontology annotation, molecular function: protein binding. The transcript is spliced from 10 exons.